CUUUCAUUAAAUUUUUUAAUUUUAUUACACCGAAAUUAUGGUCCAAAUUUAAAAGGGUGAAGUUUUGGAGCUUUUUCAACGUUCUUGCCUUUUAAAUGACACCACCCAGAGCAGAGAAAUUUUAACAACUCACUAUCCGCACGACCACUCCUUCCCCACCACUCCACCACCACCACCAUCGUCACCGUCCCUUCUCUCUAGGAAAACACGCACAACACACACUAAGCCAGCUACAUUAUCAACCUCGAAUUCCUCUAAUUUGUUUAUCUGGAUUACAAUUCAACUGCAUUGCUGCUGAAUAUGCAAUGAAGAUUUGACUGGAAAUAUAAUGUUUCUGAAUGCAGACUGACAUUGCGCCUGCAAUGGAUAAAAGAAGUUGGCCCUGGAAGAAAAAAUCAUCAGAUAAGCAAGCAGCUGAGAAAGCUAAUGUUUCUGCAUCAGAUUCUUCUGCAGCUGUGGCAGACACAAGUGGAACUCAAGAUGACAAGGGCAAACAGGAUAACAAUGGUAAAAAGCCAAAGUAUGUCCAAAUUUCAGUGGAGUCAUAUACACGUCUAACUGGAUUGGAGGAUCAAGUGAAGUCCUACGAAGAACAAGUGCAAACCUUAGAAGAUGAAGUGAAAGAAUUGAGUGAAAAGUUAUCUGAAGCGAAUUCAGAAAUUACCAAUAAAGAAAACCUGGUGAAACAACAUGCUAAAGUUGCUGAAGAAGCUAUCUCAGGUUGGGAAAAAGCCGAGGCGGAAGCUGCAACAUUGAAAAAUCAUCUGGAAUCUGUCACACUGCUAAAGCUUACUGCUGAAGAUAGGGCAUCACAUUUGGAUGGGGCUCUCAAGGAAUGUAUGAGGCAGAUACGAAAUUUGAAGGAAGAACAUGAUAAAAAAUUGCAUGAAGUUGUUCUUGAAAAAACAAAGCUCUUUGACAAGAUGAAGCUCGAGCUUGAAGCACAAAUAUCAAAUUUGGACCAACAACUACUGAGGUCUGCUGCUGAAAAUGCUGCACUCUCAAGGUCUUUGCAAGAUCGGUCUAACAUGCUGAUUAAGUUAAGUGAAGAAAAAUCACAAGCUGAAGCUGAGAUAGAAUUUCUAAAGAGCAACAUUGAGUCCUGUGAAAAAGAAGUAAAUUCACUCAAAUACGAGCUCCAUAUUGCUAAGAAAGAGGUGGAAAUUCGUAAUGAGGAAAAGACAAUGAGUGUACGGUCUGCGGAAGUAGCAAACAAGCAGCAUCUUGAGGGAGUGAAGAAAAUUGCUAAGCUUGAAGCAGAGUGUCAAAGAUUACGAGGUCUUGUUCGGAAGAAACUACCUGGUCCAGCUGCACUGGCACAAAUGAAACUUGAAGUUGAAAACUUGGGCCGAGAUUAUGGAGAAUCUCGUUUUAGGCGGUCUCCGGUGAAACCUCCUGCAUACUCGUCCCAGCUGCCUGAAUUUUCACUUGACAAUUUACAGAAGUACCAGAAAGAAAAUGAGCUACUUACGGAACGCCUACUAGCUAUGGAUGAAGAAACAAAGAUGUUGAAGGAAGCAUUAGCAAGGCGUAACAAUGAAUUGCAAACUUCCAGGAGUAUAUGCGCCCAGACGGCCAGCAAGCUUCAAAGUUUGGAAUCACAACUGCAAGCUAAUGCUGAAGAGAGAAGUCCUUCGAUAUCUAAUGCCCGAUCCGCAAUUGAAGGUUUCUCUAGUAAAAAAGCUUGCACUCCACCAAGUUUUACCUCCAUAUCUGAAGAUGGAAAUGAUGAUAAUAUAAGUUGUGCUGGUUCAUGGGCUACAGAAUCGUUGUCUGAGCUCUCCUAUAUUAAGAAGGAAAAGAGAGCUGAAACUCCAUGCAGAGCUGAAAACACUAAUCACCUGGACCUUAUGGAUGACUUUCUAGAGAUGGAGAAAUUAGCAUAUCUAUCCCAUGGAUCAGAUGGAACAGUUUCGAAUUUAGAUGCUUCAGUCAUUACAGGCAAUAGAGGAUCUGAACUUGUAGAGCAUGAAGCUCCACCUGAAGCCGCCAUGAGAACGGAGCACCAAUCUGGGGACCAACAUGGCCCCAAACCUCUAGUGUCUUCAAAAGAAGAUGAAACUGUUGCAAAUCCUCAAUUGCACGCAGACUCACACAUCUUUGAGAAACUCCAAUUACAAAUAUCUAUCGUACUUGAGUCAAUCUCUAAGGAAAAAGACAAUGAAAAAGUUAUAGCAGACAUCAGAUGUUUUAUGCAGGAUAUGCUUAACACUUUGCAUCACCAUUCGGUGCCUGAUGUUGUGGAGGCAGCUGACUGUUCUGGUACAGAAAGUCAUCUUCAGACUCUUGCAGAGGAGGCCAAAAUAACAUCCACGAAGGCUAUAUCUUUGUCUGGAGAUGUUAACUCAUGUGCCGCCACUGGGCAAACCAUCAAUCAAGAAUUGGAAAUAGCCAUCUCUAACAUUUAUGAUUUUGUUAUGAUUUUUGGUAAAGAGGCUAAGGCUGUCCCAGGAACAUCUCCUGAUGAAGAUGGACUAAACAAAAACCUUGAUAGGUUCUCUGCCAAAUAUAGCGAAGCUAUUAACAGCAAGAUUGAUCUGGUUGAUUUUGUUCUCGACAUUUCUCAUGUAUUAGGCAAAGCAAGUGAGCUGCACUUCAAUGUCCUGGGAUUUAAGAGUUCCGAAGUGGAAACUGGUAGUCCUGAUUGUAUAGACAAGAUUGCUCUACCAGAGAAUAAGACUGUAGUCGACUCACCCAGAGAAAGCUAUCCAAAUGGUUGCGGCAACUUUUCUGAUUCUGCAUCUGAUCCUGAUGUUCCAAAUGAUGCGAAUCUUGUUCCAACCUCUGAGUCAACAGCAGCCUCAUGGAAAUGUUCUUUGGAGGAGUUUGAACGACUGAAAAUGGAUAAAGAUAAUUUGGCAGUUGAUCUUGCUAGGUGCACAGAAAACUUAGAGAGCACCAAGUCUCAGUUGCAGGAGACAGAACAGCUUCUUUCUGAAGUUAAGUCACAGUUAACAUCUGCACAAAAGUCCAACAGCUUGGCUGAGACACAGCUGAAAUGCAUGGCAGAAUCAUACAGAUCACUAGAAACACGGGCAGAAGAAUUACAAACCGAAGUUAAUCUUCUCCAAGGGAAAAUAGAAAAUUUGUAUAAUGAGCUGCAAGAGGAGAAAAGAAGUCAUCAAGAUGCACUUACCAGAUGCAAAGAUCUCCAAGAGCAGCUGGAAAGGAUUGAAAGUCCCCAGGCAGCUGAUAAUGAUGACAAAACUAGCCAGGAAAAGGAAUUAGCUGCAGCAGCAGAAAAGUUGGCAGAGUGUCAAGAAACAAUAUUUCUUCUUGGUAAGCAGUUGAAAGCUUUCCGUCCCCAAACAGAUUCUCUCAUUUCACCAAAUAAUGGAAGGAGUCAAAAGGUUGAGGUCCUAAUUGAUGAAGAACCAACAAUAAGUGGCACAAGCGUGCCAGAUAUUGAUCCAUCUGAAAUGGAUAUAGCCACUUCUUUGAAUUUGCAUAGAGCAGGCUCGGAAUCCACCUUGGAUCCGUUCAAUGCUCCACGAAGUCCAUCUGACUCUGAAGCAAACAACACAGCCAGGUCACCAGUCCGAUCACAUCAUCCAAUACACCGUCCCACAAAGUCAGUGUCCUCUUCUGCUUCUUCCACCCCCACACCUGAGAAACAAACUCGUGGAUUUAGCAGAUUCUUUUCCUCAAAAGGAAAGAAUGCACAGUAGUACUGCGUUCACUACCAUUGUAAUGGUAUGUUGAUCCAGUAGUGGCUGUUCCUUAGUGAUAUCCAGGUCAAGAAACCUAUGCUUUUUAUGUAAAUAAAGAUGAAUGGCCCUUUUCAACCUUGUUCUACCUGUGUUUUGGUUGUAGUUCCGACAGGGUUAUUCAGAAUCAACUUGGUCUUCCCAUCUGGCUACAA
Messenger RNA from Sesamum indicum (sesame), 3862 nucleotides. Its product is annotated as filament-like plant protein 4. The record is from RefSeq and is a predicted model, not a curated record. Lineage: Eukaryota; Viridiplantae; Streptophyta; Magnoliopsida; Lamiales; Pedaliaceae.